UACAGCUUUCUUACCCAGUGGCCGCUCUCUGGCUUCUCGAGCUGAAGUUGACUGUGCUCUGUAAAGCUGACCACAAAACCUAACAGUGUGCUGAAGAUGUAGUUCCGUGCUGGAGCACUGGCCCAGCACGAGCGUCCCUGGAUUCAAUCUCCAACACGGAAGAACCAGUCUGCAGACUGAGAGAAGCAAACAUUCUAUCAGAACCCUGAGCGUCUGGAUUCUGGGUCCAGUGGCAGCCGGGGGGCAUCAUGUACAUCAUCCUCGCUGUGACGGUCUGGAUGGCUUCUUCUGUUUCUAGUUCUUCAUACACAGCAGACACUUUGCCAGAUAUAACAAAUGAGGAUUUCAUCAAAGAAUGCGUUCACAUUCACAACCAACUUCGGUCGAGAGUGACCCCAACAGCCACUGAUAUGCUGUACAUGUCUUGGGACCCAAAGCUAGCCCAAAUUGCAAAAGCAUGGACAAGUGUUUGUCGAUUUCAACACAACCCACAGCUUGGAUCACGUCUACACCCAAACUUCACUGGAGUGGGAGAAAAUAUCUGGACUGGAUCUUUAAUCCUCUUUUCAGCAUCUUCAGCUAUCAAAACGUGGUACAAUGAAAUUGAACACUAUGACUUCAGCACUAAGAAAUGCACCAAGGUCUGUGGCCAUUAUACCCAGGUUGUUUGGGCAGAUAGUUACAAGAUUGGCUGUGCAGUGAAAUUUUGCCCUACAGUUUCUGGCUAUAAUGGUAUUUCUAAUGCAGCACAUUUUAUAUGCAACUAUGGACCAGGAGGAAAUUACCCCACGUGGCCAUAUAAACAAGGAACCACUUGCAGUAAUUGCCCAACAGAUGACAAGUGUCUGAACAAUCUCUGCAUUAACCCACGACGAGACCAGGUCUCACGUUACUACUCUGUUGUAAAUCCAGACCAGCCCAUAUACCUUCGUAACAGAUACACAUCUCUCUUUCUCAUCGCUAAGUCGGUUCUUCUAAUACUGUCUGUUAUAAUUACCAUUUGGGUGAAGCACAAAUACCCUAAUUUAGUUCUUUUGGACUAAUGCCAUGGUUGGGGGUGGGGAAACUUAUUUAUAUGUGGCUAUUUUAAAAUGUUUGAGGAACUGGUUCAAUAAAGCCUUAGUCAAAAGAA
Messenger RNA from Psammomys obesus (fat sand rat), 1132 nucleotides. RefSeq names its product GLI pathogenesis related 1 (gene Glipr1). Lineage: Eukaryota; Metazoa; Chordata; Mammalia; Rodentia; Muridae. The record is from RefSeq and is a predicted model, not a curated record. Gene Ontology annotation, cellular component: extracellular region. The transcript is spliced from 7 exons. The coding region runs from base 249 to 1043 and encodes 264 amino acids.